AUGGAAUCCCGCGGAGAUGCUGCGAAUGUGAACUCGAGCCGCCGGCUAGCUAUCCCUCGCCGGUCUUGCGACCAAUGUCGGUCUCGAAAGGUCGGGUGUGACAGGGGUUCGCCAUGCUCGAACUGUGUCUCGGCGAAGCUAGCUUGCACCUUUGGUGUUGUCACCCCAAAGACCACAGCUGCGAAACAAAGGGUGCUGAUAUCAGCGCAAUAUGAACAGAAAAUCGACGACAUUGCAGAAGGACUCGAGUCAAUUAAAGCCUUGCUGCAAAACUCACAUAUUCCAAUCAGCCAGGAAUGGGACAAUACUACGCCACACGUGCCGGAACUUCGUAAACUUGCAUACCUAACACCUAAGGAUUGUGAGAUAAACCCAUCAAAAGAGCCCGCAGAAUGGGAUCACCCGACUCAGGUCAACGACUUUGUCAAGACCGUCGUCGAGCACAGAGCUCUUCAAGAAGGUUCAGGGGCAGAGGAAAGCCACGUCCUUGCCUCUCUGAGAGGGCUUGCGCGUGCUCUAGAAGAAUCAAAUGCAAUUCGUGACUUGUCGUUCCCGGGGGUUAAAGAUGUGAAAAUACAGGAUCGUCGUUCGAUGCCUCCCAUUGAGGUCGCUGUAUUUGCGCUAAGGUGGGCAAAAGAGCAUAAAAUGUUCUUUAGAAUAGAUUCACUCUCCCGUAUCCUUCCUCUCCAAAGAUUCACGGAUAUUUGCCAGAAGGUGUACUUCGCAGUCGAAGACUACUCCCAAUUUGACUUCAUACUCGCCAACUGCUAUUUAUCCUACGUUUUCUCCGAGUAUAACACUUUGACCGGCAAAGAUAAAUACAGAGACUAUUAUAGACAAUGCCGUUUGAACGCGCAAUUCGCUCUCUCUCAGCUUCCGCUUCUGCUCCCGGCAACUACGGAAGCUGUAGCGACACUUACAUUCGGAGCAUCCUACGCCAUUGAAAGCUCCAGAGCCACGCUCGCCUGGACAUAUAUCUCAAGUGCAGCAAACCUCUGCCAAACAUUAAGGCUCCACCGUCUACCCAACUCAGACCAAAGCGGUAGCUCGCAGGAUUCCCAAGCGAGUCUCUUUUGGCUAGUUUUCCUCCUUGAGAAAAGUCUCGCACUCCGCCUCGGGCGGCCAUCAAUCUUACGGGACUCCGAGAUCACAACCCCUUUACCGAGCCAAGAGAACAUGAAACGAUGUUCCCAGACCUCGAUAAUCCAGGGGAAGAUCUACGAUGAAUUAUACAGUCCGCCCGGAUUGGCCAGGCCCGAAAGCGAGCGCGGCGCGAUCGCGCAGAUAUUAGCGACGGAGCUACGCGGGCUCAUCGACGAAAAUAAGCUCGUUCUUCAAGUACGGACCGAGCAGGACAAGAUGCGCGAUGUGUAUUUCAAGAUUGAGCUCGUCAAGCAGCUCUCGCUUCUUACGCUCGUCCUGCGCGCGGUUCCCGCACCGCCGGGCGCAUCUACUAGUAUCACGGAGGCGUGUGCGGCAACUGCUCUCGAGGCCCUGGACAUGCACCAGGAAUGUAUGGCGGCCAUCGAAGCCAACAAGAACGACCGGUUCAUGACGGAUCGAUAUCUCCAUUGGGGGAUCCUCCACACUCCAUUCGUGCCAUUCAGUGUCCUGUUCACGCGCAUCGUUCAGCUGUCUGAUAGCGCCGACCUGUUCUACCUGGAUCGCUUCGCAGGGUCAUUAUAUUUCGGAGAGUCUUCAGCGGGGUCUGUCACGCACCCUUAUCGACUAUACAAGUUACUAUGCGAGGCUGCGCGUCUUUAUAUAAAACAGGAUCCUCCUUCAGUCUCUUAUGAGACAGACAUGAGUUUCGUCGACCCCUGGGGUGUGUUCGAUUUUGCGUCGUUGGGAAUGGAGGCUAAUAAUGGAGCGGAUAACUCCGGACUAGAUUCGAAUCUCAACGGGGAUUUGAGUCUUUGGUUCUAUGGAAAUCAGCAGCUUAUGGGAUUACUCGACGAUGACGUAAUGUUUUAG
Xylaria bambusicola is the source of this 1974-nucleotide messenger RNA. Its product is annotated as fungal-specific transcription factor domain-containing protein. The record is from RefSeq and is a predicted model, not a curated record. The transcript has 8 exons. Gene Ontology annotation, biological process: DNA-templated transcription; regulation of DNA-templated transcription. Lineage: Eukaryota; Fungi; Ascomycota; Sordariomycetes; Xylariales; Xylariaceae. The coding region runs from base 1 to 1974 and encodes 657 amino acids. Gene Ontology annotation, molecular function: DNA-binding transcription factor activity, RNA polymerase II-specific; zinc ion binding; DNA binding.